Fundulus heteroclitus (mummichog) is the source of this 2666-nucleotide messenger RNA. It is a transcript of the gene ttll3, whose product is annotated as tubulin tyrosine ligase-like family, member 3. Gene Ontology annotation, biological process: cilium movement; cilium assembly; protein polyglycylation. The record is from RefSeq and is a predicted model, not a curated record. The transcript has 13 exons. Gene Ontology annotation, molecular function: protein-glycine ligase activity, initiating. Gene Ontology annotation, cellular component: cilium. Lineage: Eukaryota; Metazoa; Chordata; Actinopteri; Cyprinodontiformes; Fundulidae. The coding region runs from base 356 to 2575 and encodes 739 amino acids.
UCUGACAAGCAAAAUCGAUUGGGUUUGCUUUCCCUUUUAACUGUGACUUAAGGAAAAUGUCACACCCCUGUAUGGCUGCUGGGUGAAAUCUUUCAGGUGGAGCCAAGCUGUCUCCUACAAAGCAGUUUGACCCACUUUAUGCUGUGCCACACAAGGAUAUAGGGACUUAUCAACUACACCAGCUGUCAGAGAGAGCUUAAAACUUUCACAGCAUUGUUAUUGCAUUUCCAGAAACAUUUUGGUCUUUCAGCUGCACGCCGCAUGUCGUCUGUUUCAGUGCCAAAGCUGUGAGACUGGUGGGAUCUAAUGAAAACAAAGGACAUGUUCUCGCUGAAGAACAAGGGUUGACGUCAGCAUGGAGGCCAGCGACUCUGGCCAGGCCGUAACCCUGAGCGAGGAGAAACUGCAAGAUGCUAGCGAACACCGUUCACCAUGUCCAUACCUAAAAUCUCCCACAGUCCGAGCUGGUUUACCGGACCUUGACCCAGACAGACUGAAGACAGCCAAGACUUUGGUGAAUAAAGCAAUUAAGAUGCACAAGAUAUUCUCCGUCCAAGGCCCGUAUCCUGUCAUUAGGGCGGCUAUGAGGGCCAGAGGCUGGAUCGAACAGCGUAUGCAGGGUUCCAAGCAGCAGAACCAUCAGAGCAGUGAGAGCAGAACCAGCUCAAAUGAUGCCGAUGACGACAACUCAGAGGAUGGUGACAGAGAGCAGGAUCCAGAUAGACUGCAUAGUCUCAUGUCUCGUCUUGUGCGGAACGAGAUGGUUUAUUUCUACUGGACAAACCGUAGAGACGUAAUCAACUCAAACAGCUUGCAGAAAGAACAGAUUAUCAAUCAUUUUGCUAAAGCCGGCAGUUUCACCACAAAGGUGGGGUUGUGCGUAAAUUUAAGAAACCUCCACUGGUUUGACACAGCGGACGCAGACACCUUCUUCCCCCGCUGUUACAGACUUUCAGCCCAGGAUGAGAGGCAUGCUUUCAUCGAGGACUACAGGCGGACAGCGUGCACCAGCCUUCUGAAGUACGUUGUGGAGAGGGACCAGAAGAUUCAGGGCAAAGAAAUAAGUCACAUCCUUCAGGAUGUUCAAUGGCACAGGAAGCCGAACAAGCCGCGCUGUAAACCGUUGGUUUCUUCCGGAAUCAUCACCAGCGCGCUCAAAGUAUGCCAGGAGUACCUGGAAAGUCUGGAGCACAGAGACAUCGAUAAAACCCCGGAAGCGCCGCACACACUUACACAGGAGCAGUGGGCAGAGUUUAUUAACAGUUAUUAUCUCGUCGCCCAUGGCGGAGCACACAUUGAAAGAAGCGAACACUUGGUUAGCUCCUGCAAGGCCAUGCUGCAGAGGCUGGAAAAGGUCAGCCCACAGCUGGGCAUAGACGGCGCACAGAACAUCUGGAUCAUCAAACCCGGGGCAAUGUCCAGGGGCAGAGGCAUCAAAUGUGCGAAGCGUCUUGACCACAUCCUUAGGCUGGUGGACACAGAUCCAGCACUCACCAAAGAGAGCAAGUGGGUGGUGCAGAAGUACAUUGAGAAACCCCUGCUGGUCCAUGGCACCAAGUUUGAUGUGCGGCAGUGGUUCCUGGUCACUGACUGGAACCCUCUGACUGUGUGGUUCUACAAGAAGUGCUAUUUGCGCUUUUCCACCCAGCUUUACUCAUUAGAUACACUGGACAGCUCAGUGCACUUGUGCAAUAACUCCAUCCAGAAGCACCUGAGGCCGUCCCAACAGCGCCAUUGCGGCAUUCCAGCAGACAACAUGUGGCUGGAUGACCAGUUCAAGGCCUUUCUGGCCAGCCAGGGCAAGGAGGCUCUCUGGGAGACUGUUGUAGUCCCAGGAAUGAAGACAACCAUUAUCCAUGCAGUACAGACAGCGCAGGAUCUGAUGGAGUCACGCAAAAACACGUUUGAGCUCUAUGGCGCUGAUUUUAUGUUAGAUCUCAGCCUGCACCCAUGGUUAAUAGAAAUCAACGCUAGCCCCACUAUGGCACCCUCAACCUCUGUGACCGCUCAGCUCUGCGCUGCGGUGCAGGAGGACACACUGCGAGUGGUUCUGGACCGGAGAGUUGACCGCGCCGCUAACACGGGAGACUUUCAGCUUAUAUAUAGGCAGGCAGCAGUAGAAGUCCCUCAGUACUUAGGAAUGAACCUAGUCGUUGAGGGCUUCACCGUUAAAAACCUUUGCCCUCUUCCUCCGCUGAGGUCUUCUUAUCAGUCAGCUUCAAAGCGGUUGGGUCCAGUCAAAGAAAAGGUGUCUACGUCGGAGAAAGUUCAGCCUUUGCCAAGGAUGUUUCUGAAGAGAGUGGAGAGCAAGAUCAGGAGCAGCGAAGCAUUGCUAUCUGCAGCUCUUCUCCCCGAACCAUCUUUGGCGAAACCAGUGAAAAGCCUCACAAUGCAUCUGCCAAAGACUUUUCCUCCUGUUGGGAGAGGCUCUCAUUCUGGGCAGCUGUGGAAGAGACGUGCAGAAGGAUCAAAUGUUCAACCACAGAUAGCAGAGAAACAACAAGGUUCUUUGCCCCAGGAGAUGAUUGCACCCAAACAGCCCAGGAAAGCAGACAGCAGCCCCAAAUCGGUCUAAAAUAUCUUCAAACAAAGGAAUUUUAUACACGUAAAAAGAAAAUAAAAAAAUUCCCUUUGUCGGAAAUUAAGCAUGUUUUUGGGUACUGCUU